AUGUCCAGUUUGGGUUCUAUAUUUCAACUGAGCAAUUUUUCCAGGGAUAUUCCCUUAUCCCUUUUUUACACAACAUACAAUGCAACAACACAUGAUGUUACCUUCGAUGAUAAUGGAACCAUCAUUUUGGGAAGUGAUUUCGAUACUGCCGACAAACUCUACUUCGAAGAAUUGAGCUACGAACGUGUAAUGGAUAUCUAUGAACUUGAGAACGCUACUGGAGUUGUUGUUUCUGUGGGCGGUCAACUCCCACAAAACAUUGCUCUCCGUUUGCAGGAGACUGGAGGAGCCAAGAUCUUGGGAACAGAUCCUAAGGACAUCGACAAAGCAGAAGAUAGACAAAAGUUUUCUGCAAUCUUGGAUAGCAUUGGAGUUGAUCAACCAGCUUGGAAGGAACUCACCUCCGUUGCAGAUGCCGAGGCUUUUGCUGAGGAAGUCAGCUACCCAGUACUCGUUCGCCCCAGUUAUGUCUUGUCAGGCGCAGCUAUGACUGUCAUUCGAAGCAAAGAUGAGCUCAAAGAGAAACUCGAAGCUGCCAGCAAUGUUUCCCCCGACCAUCCAGUUGUCAUUACUAAAUUCAUUGAAGGUGCCGAAGAAAUUGAUGUGGAUGGUGUUGGAUCUAACGGUAAACUCAUUCUCCACGCUGUUAGUGAGCACGUGGAGCAGGCUGGUGUUCACUCGGGUGACGCCACUCUCGUUCUACCACCUGCUUCUCUAGAUCAAACUACAAUGGACCGUGUCAAGGAGAUUGCCGAAAAGGUUGCCAAGGCCUGGAGCAUUACCGGUCCUUUCAAUAUGCAAAUCAUCAAGGCUCAGGACCCUGAAGGAGGUCUUCCACAGCUGAAGGUCAUUGAAUGUAACUUGCGUGCAUCCCGUUCCUUCCCAUUCGUCAGCAAGGUUCUUGGUGUCAACUUCAUUGAUGUUGCUACCAAGGCUCUUGUGGGCCAGAAUGUCCCUGAACCCCAGGACCUCAUGGCAAUCAAGCGUGAUUACCUCGCCACAAAGGUUCCUCAAUUCUCAUGGACUCGUCUUGCUGGAGCUGACCCAUUUUUGGGUGUCGAAAUGUCCAGUACUGGUGAAAUUGCUUGCUUCGGUAAGGAUCUCGUCGAAGCUUACUGGGCUUCUCUUCAAUCAACCAUGAACUUCCGUAUGCCAGAACCAGGUGAAGGUCUCCUUUUCGGCGGUGAUAUUUCCAAGACUUCCCUUACAAAGAUUGUCGACUACUUAUCUCCAUUGGGUUAUAAGCUUUACGCCGCCGAACCUGAAGUCAAGAAAUUCUUGGAAUCGACUGCUAAGGGCGGUGUCAGUGUUGAAGUUAUUGAAUUCCCCAAGGAGGAUAAGAGAGCUCUGAGGGAAGUCUUCAAGAAGUACGAUAUCCGUGGUGUGUUCAAUCUUGCUCUCGCUAGAGGCAAGACCGUCCAAGAUACCGACUACGUUAUGCGCCGGAACGCUGUCGAUUUCGGUGUUCCUCUCUUCAUGGAGCCAAAGGUAUAA
This is a messenger RNA of Sclerotinia sclerotiorum 1980 UF-70, 1494 nucleotides long. RefSeq lists its product as hypothetical. NCBI's taxonomy places the organism in Eukaryota, Fungi, Ascomycota, Leotiomycetes, Helotiales, Sclerotiniaceae. Gene Ontology annotation, cellular component: cytosol; cytoplasm. Gene Ontology annotation, molecular function: metal ion binding; dihydroorotase activity; aspartate carbamoyltransferase activity. The record is from RefSeq and is a predicted model, not a curated record. Gene Ontology annotation, biological process: 'de novo' pyrimidine nucleobase biosynthetic process; L-citrulline biosynthetic process; UTP biosynthetic process. The coding region runs from base 1 to 1494 and encodes 497 amino acids. The transcript is spliced from 3 exons.